GUCUGCCUGGCGCCGGAAGAGAAGACGGCCCCCCUCUCUCGGCCCGGCCAUCUUGUGGGAAGAGCUGAAGCAGGCGCUCUUGGCUCGGCGCGGCCCGCUGCAAUCCGUGGAGGAACGCGCCGCCGAGCCACCAUCAUGCCUGGGCACUUACAAGAAGGCUUCGGCUGCGUGGUCACCAACCGAUUCGACCAGUUAUUUGACGACGAAUCGGACCCCUUCGAGGUGUUGAAGGCAGCAGAGAACAAGAAAAAAGAAGCCGGCGGGGGCGGCGUUGGGGGCCCUGGGGCCAAGAGCGCAGCUCAGGCCGCAGCCCAGACAAACUCCAACGCGGCGGGCAAACAGCUGCGUAAAGAGUCCCAGAAAGACCGCAAGAACCCGCUGCCCCCCAACGUCGGCGUGGUUGACAAGAAGGAGGAGACGCAGCCGCCCGUGGCGCUUAAGAAAGAAGGAAUAAGACGCGUUGGAAGAAGACCUGAUCAGCAACUUCAGGGUGAAGGGAAGAUAAUUGAUAGGAGACCAGAAAGGCGACCACCUCGUGAACGACGAUUUGAAAAACCACUUGAAGAAAAGGGUGAAGGAGGAGAAUUUUCAGUUGAUAGACCGAUUAUUGACCGGCCUAUCCGAGGCCGUGGUGGUCUUGGAAGAGGUCGAGGAGGUCGUGGACGAGGAAUGGGCCGGGGAGAUGGCUUUGAUUCUCGUGGCAAACGUGAAUUUGAUAGGCAUAGUGGAAGUGAUAGAUCUUCUUUUUCACAUUACAGUGGCCUGAAGCAUGAGGACAAGCGUGGAGGUAGCGGAUCUCACAACUGGGGAACUGUCAAAGAUGAAUUAACAGAGUCCCCCAAAUACAUUCAGAAACCAAUAUCUUAUAAUUGCAGUGACUUGGAGCAAUCAAAUGUGACUGAGGAAACACCUGAAGGUGAAGAACAUCCAGUUGCGGACACUGAAAAUAAGGAGAAUGAAGUUGAAGAAGUAAAGGAAGAAGGCCCAAAAGAAAUGACUUUGGAUGAAUGGAAGGCUAUUCAAAAUAAGGACCGGGCAAAAGUAGAAUUUAAUAUCCGAAAACCAAAUGAAGGUGCUGAUGGGCAGUGGAAGAAGGGAUUUGUUCUUCAUAAGUCAAAGAGUGAAGAGGCUCAUGCUGAAGACUCGGUUAUGGAUCACCAUUUCCGGAAGCCAGCAAAUGAUAUAACGUCUCAGCUGGAGAUCAAUUUUGGAGACCUUGGCCGCCCAGGACGUGGUGGCAGGGGAGGACGAGGUGGCCGUGGGCGUGGUGGACGUCCAAACCGUGGCAUCAGGACUGACAAGUCAAGUGCUUCUGCUCCUGAUGUGGAUGACCCAGAGGCAUUCCCAGCUCUGGCUUAACUGGAUGCCAUAAGACAACCCUGGUUCCUUGUGGACCCUCCUCUUUGAGGCUUGCAUGCUUAAGGAUCCCAAACGACUAAGAAAUUUAAAAAAAAAAAAAAAAAAAAAAAAGACUGUCAUUCAUACCAUUCACACCUAAAGACUGAAUUUUAUCUGUUUUGAAAAUGAACUUCUCCUGCUACACAGAAGUAACAAUAUGGUAGUCAGUUUUGUAUUUAGGAAAUGUAUUGGUAGCGGGGAUGUUUUCAUAAUUUUCAGAGAUUAUGCAUUCUUCAUGAAUACUUUUGUAUUGCUGCUUGCAAAUAUGCAUUUCCAAACUUGAAAUAUAGGUGUGAACAGUGUGUACCAGUUUAAAGCUUUCACUUCAUUUGUGUUUUUUAAUUAAGGAUUUAGAUGUUCCCCCUAUUACAAACUGGUUUUAAAUAUUGGACAUAAUAGCAGUUUUAAUACCUGCUUUGCAUUUUCACACAUGGUCAACUGAGACAUGUAAACUUUGAUUGUCAAAUUUUAUGCUGUGUGGAAUACUAACUACUUUAUGUAUUUUAACUUAGUUUUAAUAUUUUCAUUUCUGGGGAUAAGGUCUUUUUUCACUUCUCAUGAUAGCUGUUAUAUAUGCUAGAUCUUUAUAUACAAAAAUAUCCGUACUUGAACAAAUUCAAAGCACAUUGGUUUAUUAACCCUUGCUCCUGCAUGGUUCAUUAGGUUCAAUUUAUAAUUGAUUCACAAUUUUAAUUACAUUUACUUUUAAAAUAUGUCACUUUCCUGUUUUAAAAACCGAUCUAGACACCUUACUGGUGAAAGUUGUUUAAGCUACUUAUUGUUGAUAGACACAUACUGUCAAGUGAAGUAGUUUUAUGGGUGUUGGGUUUUUCCUCCUCCAGUAGGGUGGGUGGAACAAGUUAAUUUGGCUAAUGCGUAAUAUUUAAACUGCUCUGUAAAGUAAGUGGCCGCUCAGUAUGAUUUGUAUGUGUGAAAGGUCCCAAAUCAAAAUUGUACAUCCAUAAUCAACCCUUCAACCCUUGUUCUAAAGAAACCAAAGGGCACUGGUUAGUAUGGUAAGUGGGGGGGUAUGUUAAUUUUUGGAAUUUGGAAAGCAGACAGCUUUACUUUAUAAGGUUGGAACAGCAGCACCAUCCAUGAAAUACAAACCAAAAAUUUUACUGUUUCUGAAUUUCCUAUAUUGCUAUUCAUUUUGGUCUUAAGUUGAUAGAGUCCACAGAAAGUGAUAAGUAUCUUUUACCUCUUCCUCCCUUAGAGAAUUAGGUUAAUAAUGGAUUUCUUGAUCGAGAGCAUCACCACUGACUAAAACAUACAUGGAGAGAAUAAUCAAACAGGCUUUCUAGGACCUUUUUUUUUUAAGUCUUCUGCAACAUUUAUUGAUAAACAGGAAAGGGGUUUUAUUUACAGUUUUGAAGAUCUUUUUGUCACUAUUAUUAGUAAUUUUCUAUCUAUGGUAAUGUCCAGUUUUUAAAAUACUUUAUGAUUUAAGACUUUAAAUCAUAAAAUGUCUGUUUAGCUGAUUAGUUCUCCCCUAUACUUCUAAAUGAGAAAUUGUACAGUACAAGAGUUGUUCAUUGGGAUUAGAUUUAUUAACCUAGUUACCUACUAGUUUGACAUCUUAGGAAGGAGGUAAUUGGGUUUUUUUUAAUGAUGGAUAAACUUGUGCUGGUGUUUUGGAUCUUAUGAUGCUGAGCAUGUUCUGCACUGGUGCUAAUGUUUAACAUAAUUUUAUAUUUACAAACAUACCUGCUACCCAGAGGCAAGUAUUAAUUUAGUCCAUAUGGACUUUUACCCCUCUUGAGAUUGCAACAUACACACUCCUAAACACACUCAUACAUAAGUGUGUUUAGACUUAGAAGUAUCUUAACUCAUUUCUGGACAUGAAUGUGUUAUAAACCUCCUGAUUCUAGCAACAUAUAAAAAAACACUGCUAUUAAAAACCCAUCACAAGUUCUAUUCAUUGUCAGCCAUUGCUGGCAUUCUGUCACUAGAGAAUACACAGCAAUAUCUGGUAUGUUGCAAGCUUUCAAGAUAGCUUGGAAUUUAAAAGUUGGUCCAUUAGUUGUAUCUGAUGGAUGUAAAUUUGCCUCCUAGUUCACUUUGUGUCAAGAGCUAAAACUGUGAACCUAACUUUCUCUUAUUGGUGGGUAAUAACUGAAAAUAAAGAUUUUAUUUUCAUGCUCACUUCUUAAAAGUCAUAAAAACAAUCAAAUAGGAGCCCAUUUAUCGUCAUGUGUUUUCUGACUAUGUGUGCACCCCCAAGGGUAAUGCUCAUAUUUCUUUUUUCCUCCUUAAACUUAGGUUUUGUUUAUGUGGGGUGUUUAUUAAACUAGGCUGUCAACAUUUGGGAGGGAUACCUAUUUUAAUUAUUAUAAUAAGAAAGUUCUUGUAAAAUGAAUUUCAAGGACUGACAAGACAAUUGGCAUUUCUUUUUAGCAAACCAUGUUUUUGAGCGUGAAGGUUAACCAUACUGAAUGUCGGGGGGUCGUUUGUUUUUUGGUGGCUGAUAGAAUGUUCUAAUGAACUUUUAUCUUGAUGCUUUUAAAUGGAAAUAAUGCCAGAGCUUAUAUUUUUUAUUAACAUGUUUCCAGUUUGCAUUGAUGAUUGGGAUGAGGUCUCUUUUUUUAUAAUUAAAUGUUUUGAGACCUGUGCAGAGUUAUGAAAGAUUUUAAUAUGUGUCGCUAGGCACUAUACGUCUAAGUUUACUCAGUUUUAUUUAAAAAGUGGAGGCAGGACAUAUAUCUAGUUGUAAAUACAUUUGGGGCUUGUUGGUGUGGGUGUGGAGGGAGAAUAUUAAGUGUUCAUUUUGAUUGUGUUAUUUUUCGAAUUGCUGUAGAUGGUUGUCCUGAAAUAGAAAAAUUUUGUUAUGCUGUUAGGGAGUUGCAUAGAAAGUCUGAAUACGGUAUAUUGGAUUUUUAAAAUAUAUUUUUAAGAGCACUAGCAUUAUAUGGAAAGAAUCAACAAAUAGUAAAGGGCUAAAUAAAAACUUAGAAAUGUGGAGCUACUAGAACUGGAAUGAUUUUGACUUUAAGGUAAGAUCAUAUCAGGUAUACUAAUGGACAUCUGUAUCCCAACGUUGAAGUAAUUGGUAAAGCAAAUUCUCAGGCUCUCAGAUGCCUGUAGUUCUACUUUGUAAAGAAAAUAAACAAAUGCUUAGAAAAUAGAUUCUAAUGCAGACAUUUGUAAUUCUGCUGAGAUUAACGUGUAAAUAAAUGUUUAGGGAGUCGGAACACUUACAAGCCACAUCUCCAGGUUCACUGGAGAAAGCCCGGAACGUGAUGACUAGAAUGCUUUACAGUAGUAACAAGGCAGUAAAAUCCCUAGUCAGAUUUUCAGUUCUAGUAAUUAGUGAGAUAAUCUAUAAACAUUGUAAAACUAUCAGGUUUUACCAUUGAGCUGUAUGUUAAGUGGCAGCUUUCAGAAAUUUGGGCUCAAUGAUUUUUUGCUCAGCCUGGGUUUACCUAUGACAUGUUCUCUCAGCUUCAGAAUCUUACUUGAUGUAAGUUAGACAAAUAGAGAAGUGAUCGAAAUAAGUCAAGCUGAGAGGAAUGCAUUAGAUCAGUAAUAUGGGGAAAGGUUGUAACCUAAAGGAUAAGCUUAAUUUCAGAAAGUGAUUAGGAUAUAAAUUAUUGAAAUCAUUACUAACAUUGGAAAUGAGUAAUGAGUAUCAUUUAAAUAAGUGCUAUGUCUAAGCCAGGGGUCAACAGAUUUCAGCCUGUGGCCUGUUUUUGUAUGGCUCCUGAGCUAAGAAUGGCUUCUACAUUUUAAAAGGAUUAAAAAUUAUUCUAUAAAGAUGUGUGUAGCCCACAAAGCUUAAAACAUCUGGUCCUUUACAGAAAAUGUUUGCUGACCCCUGAUCUAAGCAUCACUCUCAGGUCAACAUAUAAGUUCUUUUUUUAAAAAAAAAAAGUUUACUUCCAGGUACAGAUUAAAUCACCCUACCUCCUGGGAAGUUGUGAAAUUAGAAGUAUUAAAAAACAUUUUUUUUUUACCCCUUACCUCUAAUCAGAAUAAGGGCAAGAUACUUGAUAGCUUCUUAGUAAAGAAGAUCUUGUUAUUUAAAAAACUGUUUAGCUUGCAAAUUCUGAAAGCUGUUAGGAAAGUAUAAAUUUGCUAAAACAGUAUAUUUAGUGCCCGAUUAUAGUUUUUCACAUUUAGUGGCACUUAACCACUUAGUGCUAAGAUAAUUCUGUUGUGCUAAUUUUGACUUUUCCGUAAGAUGACAAUUAUGAGUAUUUUGUAGAGGUAAGAAAACUAAUGUCUCUAACUCCAUAGGUUGACUGGGGUGGGAAUUAAUGGCUUCUGAGGACUGCAUUUCUCAGCUUAACCAGGAGGUUAUCUGGGCAGAAUCUAGCUUUUGUGCCAUUACUUCCGUCUUAAAUAACGGAGUCAGUUGUUCGCUUCUGUCGUACAAAAUAACUGGAAGUCAGUUCACUUUGAAAUGGAAGGAAAGAAAAGGUGAGAAACGGCCUGUUCAAGUUAGAAAAUAAUUUACCAAAUUACAUUUUUGUUGGAGAUGUUAAUUACAUAGGUAGUGUUAAAUCAGUAACAUUUGUCCCUUUUGUUGCCCAUUGAGGAGGGUAUGACAGUUCUAUUGCACUUGAAUGUGUAUUCUGCCACUUGAAGGUGUACUCUAAGUCUUGUGCUUGGAAAACAUAAAAGAGAUACUUGCUGAUAACUAAUCUGACAAUUCUGGUUCAUAAUGGAUUUUUAAAAACUUUACAGACAGUACCUAAAGUGAUGAGAAUUGCUCUGAACUGAUCUUGCUGUGGCUUUACUCCUUAAAUAGCUGCUUUAGUGUUACUGGUAUGGAAAUGUGAAAAGCAAAGGGCUAGUGAAUAUUUAGGAUUUUGUUAUUUGGAGAACUGAGAAGUUAUUUGGGAAGUAGUUUGUUUGGACAGUAUUGUUUACACUAUAUACAAUACAUAGUAUAUAAUAUACACUGUAUAUAGUUUACACUGUCACCUUAAUUGCAAUUGUAGUUGAUUUCUCUUACAGAUUUUAGGACCUAGAAAGAGCUUCAAUUUGAAGAAAUGGCACAGGUUUUCAUCUACCUAGAAUGGAGAUUUUGUGUAAAGUGAUGCAGUUGAACUUGGUUCUUGACAUUGCCCAGAAUUUUGUCAGAUUGGAUCUCAAGUUUUUUAUUAGCUGAUGAAUAAUGUCAGAAAUUAUGGGAACUUUUACAUGUUGAAUUCGUUGUUUCACACCUUGGGUGUAAUAAUCUAUAGUGAAAUGUUACUUUGUUUGGCAGCCAUACUGACAAAAGUUAGAUGAGCACAUGUUUAGGCAUUUUGUCAAAGUGCUCAGGGGUUGACUAAACACAUCAACGAAGAUGGUAGAAUCCUCCCCACCCCCCCCCAACACUAUUUCAUAGCUGAAAAUGUGUAGGCUUACAUGACUGGCAAAAUGAACUAAACACAGAAAACCUUUCUGUUUAGAGAUACAGUGGUUUGUCUUUUCUGUGGAAAUUCUGAAUUUCCAGUGAAGCUUCCACAUUUUUUUUUCCCAGUAAAAGAGGAAGACCUUUUCCUAAAAACUACAGAUAAUUUGGUUUCAGCUUGCUCUUGUGUACUUGUUUAUCAAGGCUUCACUUAGGUGCUACAGUUGUAGUAGCUUCUUAAAUAUGCCAUGGAAGACUGGAUUGGAUAAAACUACUUUUCAUGCAGGUGUUCAUUGGUCACUAAUCAUACGAGGAAAAUCAGCAUACGUAUAUUGUGUGUGCUUCAGACCACUGUGUUUUGUUCAUAACAGUAUCCCUUGAAGAUGAGUGGCACUUUGUCACUGUAUUGACAAAAUCCAGUAGAUGAAAGUGUUCAACAUUGAACAGUUGGAUUGGCCCACCCCCACUCAGCCCCACAUUUUGAGUCAAAUGGUAGAGCUAGCUGGAAGUCACGUUGACAGAAAUAGAGAAGUGCUUUGGAGGCUGUAUGAUACCAGGUGAAAAUAUUUGCUUGAAGAACUUAAAUAACCAGCACCUCAAUUACAGCAAAGCGUGGAUGUUCCCCCCACCUUUUUUUUCAGGAUCAUCAGUUUCUUGCUACUUAAGAGUUAUUAAACUUUAAAAAUAACUGCAGAUUUUUAGAGGAAAAAGUUUGAAGAGUAUCUGUAGCUGGAGAAAUUACUGAAUUAUCCUUUCUAGUUAUUUUAUCUAUUUUAAGUAUGUCAAAAGUGGGUGUUUUUUUUUUCUUUUACAUCUAUACAACUGCUCUGAAAGCUAUCCUGCCAUAGACCAGAGGGAGUCUAAAGGGAGUGUUCAUAGGUAUGCAAAGGAAUCCAGUCAUAUGCAGUUGUUAAAGUGAAAGGAGAGAAAACUUAGAAAACUAGUAUUUUCUACAGUAUUGUGAAAAGGCAAAUGGUCUUUUAACUCCCUUUGUGAUGGGGUAAAGUAAGAUUUCUGCUUCUAAAUGAACUCUUGUGGCAUCCUAUUUUCACCUUGAGAGAUUUUUUUGUCUAGGGAUGAGGGUCUCCAGGCUCUUCGCUUUGAAUAGCACAGGAAAAACCCUCUAGUUAACACAGGCUACAUUUUCAGCUAAUGUGCAGGAGGAUAUAUAGUUGACAUUUUAGUAAGUGAGUUAGAUUUUGUUUCCUAAAGGAACAAGUGUGUUUCGUUACUAAUAAUUUCUAUCCAAUUUCAGAAGAAUGUUUUUGCAGUUUUCUGAACUUGCAAAAAUGUUUCAGCUUGUGGGUGUUCUACCUUUCUGGUGAAAAUUCAGGGCCUUUGAAAACAAUUUAGUCUCUGUGAGAAUCUCAUAACAGCUUUUAUAAGUAUUUCAUUGGGUCCAAUUACCUAUGGGUAGCAAAAUAUGUGAAAUUGGAAAAGGGAAGGUAUUGUGGGCCUCACCUGACAUUCUCUUGCCUAGGCAAGGCCCAGGUCUCUUGUGGAAGAAUUCCGUACAUUUGUGGAAAUUGAAAAGUGGCCAGAAUUGAUGUAAAGGAACCCCAAGGUAGCACAUAAUAGGUUUGUAUGUUUCUUGGAGAUUCGGAGCCAAAUUAAGAACGGUUUUGCCACUUGUAAAUAAAAGAAAGGACGAUUAACAAAAUGUGGAGCCAGUUACCGUAGAAUGAAGGAAAGGCAUUUAUGUUUCAACAGUUCAUACAAGCAACACAGUUGAGUCAAAUGCAGCCCUACUUUUUACUUAAGAAAUAACCAUGUUUGGAAAAAAUCAGGUAAGUUGGAUGGGGUUAUAGUUAUUUUAAUUAAAGAGAGAACACACUGCUCUGGUUACUUUUCUCUUUCUUUGAAAGGCAUAAUGUUUUCAUAGUUUUAAAUACCUACCAAUUUCCUUAAAAUAAUGGACUUUCUCAGGAGUGUUAUUUCCCUUCUGUGGCCUUACACAGUGUGCCUUGUAUUGGAGGAUUUAGAUUAGCUGGGUAGAUAAGUUAGCAAAUUCAGGAGUGCCAGCGUUGUCCUGGUGUCAUGCUUUUUGGGUAGAUUUCUCAAGAACCAAGAAGGCUCUAGAACUUUAGAAGUACAGAGAUGCCAGUUUUUGGUUACCUAGUAACAAUAGCUUCAAAGAUUUUUAUGGACUCACAGUUACAGUCAACUACAGUCAGAACCCUAAUCGAUAUAAAUUUGUUGUGUAGUCACUUGCACAGAAAAGAAUUAAAGUAGUUGAAAAUUAUGCUCUAAAACCAGACCGGUAUCAGGUACUAAUUGUGUGACUUUGGUUAAGUUACUUGUAUCACAGUUUCCUCAUCUCUAUAGUGGAGAUAACACCUACCUUAAACCAGUCAUGGUGAGAACCGUCUUACACCCCUUAAAAACUGCAUGUAUUAAGUACUGUGUUAGAGGUCAUUGAUCAUUAACAAUUACUGUUAGAAUGGGAAUAAGGCAAAAUUUGGCUUUUUAUAUAAACUUUGUAUUUCAAAGAUCCAUUGCUUCAGUUAUUACUCUAACAUCCCCCCCCUCCCCCCGCCUCACCUAGUGUGGAAGCUACUUUGUCUUUUCUACCCUCUGACUGGAGUAUUAAGGGUCGAAGUGCCAGACAGGAGGUGGAGGAUGAAAGAGACAUGGGCCAUAAAGAAAGUGGUGAGUGUCUGUCAUUAGGACCCACUGUCUCAGGUCUUUGGAAAGAAAUUGGUAAUAUUUUAUAUUUCAUUGACUCUCCACUUCUAACAGUAAUGAGCCUUUGUGAUGAAGGGAAUGCAAAAGUGUAAUUUAAAAACCUGUGGCUGGAUGUAGUCACUGUUAGCAUUUUGGUGUAUAUUUAGAUUUUUUUUUGCAUUGCUUUAUAAAAGUGAGAUGAUUCUAUUCAGCCGUUUUAACCACUUCCAUGUCAAACAUGUUUUUUUUAAAAGGCUGCAUAGUAUGCUUUGCAUCAAUUCUAAGACGCAUCCCAAUUUCAGUCAUGUUAAAAUUAUGUGGAGGGGGCGGGGAAGUGUGCACCAUAGCAAUCAAUGGCAUAUUACAGUUUAAUUUGCAUUUUUCCCUAUUCAUAGCAAAGUAAUGAGGUGUCCCCUAAAAUUGGUGGCGUCUUAGACUCCAUGAAAUUCAGUGAGUGAUUGUAUGCGUGAUUUAACCAUGUCCCUACUGAAGGGCAUUUAGGUUCCUCUCCCCAUUAUAAUCAAUGCUGUGAUAAAUCUUUUAUAGACUUUAUGAUAUUUGUACUGUUCUUUAGUCUACAUUGCUAGUCAAAUUUUAUUGAAUAUUGCCCAGGUGCCUCCAGAAAAGAGCCAACUAACAUUCCUGUAGCCAACCGCAGUUCUCUGAUUAAUAGUCGCUAAUUUUUUCAUUACUGUUGCUAAUUUGGUAAGGGAAAAAUGGUACUUAAUUUUUAUUUCUUUGAUUACAGCUGGGGGCUUUUUAUGCUUGUCGGACAUUUACAUGUAUUUUAUGAGUUGCUCACUCCAUUUUUCUUUGAAGUGUUGGCUUUUAUCAUAUUGAUCUGUAAGAGUGCCUUAUUAAGUAUCUUGGCAUGUCUUGCAAAUACUUUUAUCUAACUUGGUGUGUGUGUUUUGCAAAGUUUUAAUUGGAAAUUUAUUCCUGUGUAGGCUGUGAUGUAAAAAUAUGACUUGUUUCUUUCUAUCAUCAGUUGGCCAGUUGAUUAAAUUGCUUAUCUUUUUUUUUUUCUUUUAGGUUGAAGAAGAGGCCUUUCUGAUCUUUUAUUCUAGAGAUUGAUUAAUUUGAGGGUUCACCUAUUAGCCUUUCAUAAGGGUGGAUAAUGUGAGUGUCUUUGUGUCCUGCAGGCUAGGAAGAGAACAACAGGGCUUCUUUGGAGGGCCUGAGCUGGGACAGAUGACGACUACGUCAGGUGAAAGAAAAAGAGCUUGAUCGAGAAAACCAAGAAUCAAACACGGGGGGAUUGACUAGAAUAGAAUGUGCCUAGUUUGGCAUUUCUUUGACUGGCCUCUGGGAAUUGGAGAGUUGCAGCUGUAGGCUAUUAAUGGAAGCUGAGAAAUUGGGACAGGGUGGAGGGGAAAAGGCACUAAAGGGAAAGAACUAGAUAACACCAGUUUGGCUUUCCUAUUGCCUAUAAGGAAAACAGAGGCCCAGGAAAUAGAAUUUCUGGCUUCUGGAAAAGAGGGCCCUUUUAAUUCAGGGUAAUGAUCUGUACACAGGAAUUGGUAGAGAUUCCCAUGAAUUCAUUGAGAAUGAACUUGGACUAUUUGUAGUAUUUAGGUCCCAGAGAAUUAAGGAAUUUGAUGUGUUUUAGUAGAGCAGAGAUUUCUGGGUUGGCUUUUGGAUAUAAGGAGAGAGGAUUUAAAGAGUUGCAAUUUUCCUGAGGAAUGAAAGCCUGGCUAUAUGAAUAUUAGUGAGCUCUACCUAGUCCUGGUAAACUAGACAAUCUGAUUUGGGAUUUUGACUGUGUGUGGGCAGAAAGGGAGAUAACAAAAACUUUGGGGCAAGGGCAGAAUGAGGUUACCCAUCCUGUCAUUCACGGAAAGAGGACAUUUUAUCUGGCAGGGUGAGCAGCCAAAGGCAUGUUCAAAUAUGUUUUUAAUAUAAGAAACUGCUACAUGUAUUACAAUAGUGCUGUCAAUAAACGGUAGGGUAGAAUGGGGGUUGGGAAUGAAGAGAUUACAAGCAAAUGCAAUUGUCUCAAUAAAGAGGAAGCAGGCACAGCUGGACUGGCUUCUGGAAUAGAAGGAACAAGGUGGAAGUGGUGGCAGAAGACAUCUUUUACUUUUUAUUGAUAGCCUACUACGGACCAGGCAUGGUGCUGGAGAUUGCCAUGGUUCCUGCUUUCCAGCUAUUUGCAGUCCACUAGAGGAACCAAGAAAGUUGCAGGAACCCAGAUUGGAGUCUCUAGGUCCACACAGCAGAGGAUGUGAUCUUAAGGCUCUGGAGAAGGCAAGAUGAGGUAUCUUGAGAUGAGAUUCACCCUGAGUUGGCUUGCCUGCCCUCUAGCUGCAACCAGACAUAACAACCACUGGAGCAGGUGGCUGGGGAGAUGGGGCACGCUGUGCCACUUGGAGGCACAUCGACUUUCCAAACUUCAAGCUUUGCCACUCAGAGCAUGAGGGAGCCACACCCCAUCUUUAACUGAUCCAGAGUCAACUUUUUACCACAGGAGGAGGUGAGUGGGUGAAGGGAACUCGAGGGGAAAAUGGAAAGAGAGAUGUGCUGAGGCAGUUCUUCCCAAGGGUCAGUUAUGGGAGGCUCACGUGAAGGGAGAUAAUCUAUGUUGGAGGGUAAGUAGCCCUCAUGGGCAGGAAGGUAGUCCACUGGGAGGACUGUCGAGGGGCUGGCUGGGUUUCCCGGUGUUGAGUCGGGGCCCUUGCUCCCCAGCACCUUGUACAGAUCCACCCCUUGUCCUGUCUCUGCUGUGAGAGCUCUUGGAGGUGGGGGGCUCGAGGCACUGUAUCCUGUGUCUUCCUCAGAGGAAUAGUGACCUUGGACUCCUUGUCCCUUUUCUGGCCAGUUGGGGUGAUGGGAACGUCUGAAGGCUGGGGUCACUUGGUGAAGGACUUUGUUGAUGACCAGGAUCUCAGGUUCCUCGGGAGUGGGCCAGUCUGUCAGGAGCCUAUCCAAGGCCAGCUGCAUCUCCUCCUGAAAAAGGGGAGGAAGAAACUCAUGUGGCUAUGUUGAGUAAGUAGCCAUGACGACCGACUUCUCCGGGUUCCAAAAGGCCUGGCAGCCUGCACUGCCUAGUCAGCUCGAGGUGGAACACUGUGGGCCUUUACUUUGUGAGGUAAGAGAAGCAGUUAACAUUGCUGGGGAGGCAGACAGGCAGGAGCCGUGGACUCCUCUCAACCCCAGCCAGUGAGCGAUUCGCUACCCUGCUCAACCUUCAACUAGACUUGUUUCUGGUGAGUCAAACUGCACCAGCUGCUUUUCCUCUAGCAGAGAGGGUACGACGGUGUGCAAAGGAAGGGCUGAGCUUGCAUCUGUCUGGGGAUGAGGCACAGAAGAAUUUAAAAGGGUCACACUAGGGCUGAAUCCUGAGAGAUGUAUAGUAUUUUCCAGGUAAGGAGGUGGUGGGCAAGGAGAAUUGGUCUAUUCUGGAACCUGCUAGUUCUUUCUUAGGACAGACACACUGAGGCUUCAGAAAUAGAAGGAGGUCACAUGUUGAAGGGACUUUUAUGGGAUGCUAAAGAGUUUGGGCUUUGAUACAACUACUGAAGGUUUUUUGUCAGGGUAAUAUCCUUGUCAGUUAUGCUCAUAAGAAAGAACCCUCUGGAAUAACUUUUUUGGAAAUGAUGUUCAUCCUUUCUUCCCUACAGCUAAUUUCAGUUGGUACUUUUCUUGCUUUGUCUUUCUCGACAUCUAAUUGGUUACCAGCUCUUCAGUGUCAUAUCUUUCCUUUCCAAACUUAUUACUGAUUCCUGAGUCAAGUUCAAGCACUUUAUUAACAUUUCUUUUUACAGGCUUUAUUGGGCUCUCUUUACGUCCUUGAAACUAUGUUUUAUGCUGACUGCUUGAUCUUUCUGAAGCAGAUCUCCAAAGCCUGCUUUCAUGAAGCCCCUAGUGACUGUUCCCUCCACUGGAUUCCUACAACAGCAAAGAAGCCACCUGUUAGGUUCUUAGCACAAGAAGCUUUAUGCUGUCACUUUUUUUUUUUUUUUUUUAACAUGUCUGUAAGCUAUCUGCAAGUAGGGACCAUGCCUUAAGGGAGGAGGAGAAUAACAAAAAAUAGCAUUAGGACAGGGCAAACCCUGAGGACUAGUCCCAACUCGGAGACUCCACGGCUUGGGAAAACUCAGUCUACCUGUCUGGACUUUGGAUCCCUCAUCUGUCGGAUGCCAAGUUGUGCAAGAAUGGUUUGGUUUGGACUGGCCUCUGAUGUCCCCACCCUUGCCUUGAGCAUGGCAGUUGCCCCCAAAGUGAAUGACGAUGCUGUCUUAGGGUAGACUUCUGCAAAGGGCGCUGAGCAGCCAGAGGGUACGUGUGUACUUUUCUUUCGGGAGCCUGCUUUUUCCCUAUCGCUAUGCAAACUGGCCCUGGCACAUUGGUCUGGCUUGGAACGUGACUGGCAGCGGCCAAAGUGCUGAGACCACUGCUAUGGAAGAGAUCUCACUGGAUGAGGAUCACGUUGUUUUCACAGUGCGAGGCUCUGCCUUCUUGAAAGCUCUGGCAGUAUCAAUAGAGGCUGUUCCUCAGAGCUUUUACAAAGCAGCCCCCCUGGCUGACAAGUCCUGGGGCAAGGCGUCUUGGACCACUAAUAACUCAGGUACAUCAUGGAAACUAUUUUAAGCUUUUACAAGCUCAAAAUAGAUAACAUCCCAGUGAUCCCCUUUAUGACUGGGCCUUUCCCUCUAGAGCUUUAAGACCCAUGGCUUUUUAGCCACAUUUUAAGAAAUGGUAGGGGGAUGUAAAGUCUGAGAACUUAAAGCACAUUUUGUUGGAGGUGAAAGACUAUUGUGUUUCUGAUGUCUGCCCCAGCCUGUCACCAGGAGAGCAGUUUGGGUCUUUAAAAACAGUCUACCCCUUCAAGGGUCAAGUGACAUGGGGUUCUGAGGCUGCCACAAGGCCAUCAUAGAUGGCAUGUUUAAUUUUUUUUUUAAAUUUUCUAAUUUACUGGUUAUUUUUGCAAAAGAAAUAUAUGCACAUAGUUUUGUAAAAAAAAUUUUUUAAGUUCAAAGGGAAUUUGUAAUAAAAAUGAAGUGGGCUUCAUGCCUACAGCUGCCUCCCCAAAGGCAGCCACCAUUAUCAGUUUCAUAUUUAGGCUUCCAGAAAUAUCCUGUGUACAUGUUGGAGACUGUGUGUGUGUGUAUAAAAUCAUCUUUUUAUACAAAUGAGAACCCACUUUAGACAAUUAGUACAAACUUUGCUUUUUUUCACUUUUAAAUAUAUUAGAGAUGUUAGACACAUAUAGAUCUCAUUUUUUUUGAGUAGUUGCAUAACAUCCUGUUGUACAGAUAUACCCAAAUGUUUAACCUAGCCCCCUGGUGGCAGGUUACGUUACGGCUUCUAUUUAUAAUGCUGCAAUGAACAUACUCAUACUGUACAACUUUGGGCAUGUGUAUGGCAAUUUGUUAUUUUUUCCAUGUGUUACUUUCUCUAACUCUUUGUCUUUCUCAGCAUCUCUUCUAGGCUUUUAUGGGCUCUUCAGUGGCUCUGCAUGCCUCUGUAUCCCCUCGUGUCCAGGCAGUGGCAAAUAGAGGCCAUGAUGCCACAGCUACCAGCUUGGGAGCCAGGUGUCAGCGACUGACCCAGAGCUGCUUCUCACUGUGCUAUUUCAGGCUUUUAGGACAUGGGACUGUGGAAUCUCCGCAUUGGAAGAGAGAGAUCUUAGAGCUCAGUUGAUUCAGUUCCUGGUACCUGAAUCCCCUCUAAUACUAGCAGUGGCAUCCUUAUUGAGUGCCUUCCCAUAGGUCAUCACAAUAUUGCCACCAAGUGAGGGCCCAGUGUGUGAACACCUCUUGAGUUAGUCUGUUCAGCUCAGAGGUUUUGACUGCUGGAAACACACCCCUCAGCCUGUGCUUAAGAUCUUUUAGAACGUAUAGUAUAAUGGAGGACAGCACAUCCUGCUUGUAUGUGAAUCCAGGGUCCACCUACUAGCUGACUAACACUGGGCAAGUUACUGAGUCCUCUGUCCCUCACUUUCCUCAUCUGAAAAAUGGGGAUAAUAAUAUUACAAUCUCAUAAAGCUGUUGUACAGAUUAGGUGUUAAUGCAUGAAAAUUUUUUUUUAAGUGCCUGGCAUAGAGAAAGUAAUGUAUGUUAUGUGUAUAUAUAAAUGUAAAUAUAUUAUUAUGUAAUA
Messenger RNA from Lagenorhynchus albirostris (white-beaked dolphin), 15502 nucleotides. RefSeq names its product SERPINE1 mRNA binding protein 1 (gene SERBP1). NCBI's taxonomy places the organism in Eukaryota, Metazoa, Chordata, Mammalia, Artiodactyla, Delphinidae. Gene Ontology annotation, cellular component: nucleus; cytoplasm. Gene Ontology annotation, molecular function: mRNA 3'-UTR binding. The record is from RefSeq and is a predicted model, not a curated record. Bases 136 to 1359 code for a protein of 407 amino acids. The transcript is spliced from 9 exons.